AUGUACGUGACAUCGAGGGAGAGGAUAAAGGACAAGCAAAUUGAGCUCGAGGACAUUCAACUUCAGAUUCAAAUUGUGGACACGAAAUUGUGCAUACGAGACGCAGAGUUAACAGAGCGAGCUCAACAACUACUACGAGACAUUGAUCGGCUGCGAAAAGUGCGCGCGCGCAUCCACAACAUUAUUGCGACCGACGAGGCGUUACGCCGUGCUCUUGAUGAAUCGGCAGCGCUAGACAUCGACAAUGUCAGCCUUCACACCACACCUGAACAAGAUCGUGAGUUUAUAGUGGAAUUACUGAAGGCACUCAAAUAUGAAAAUAUUAGUGAGCCAGAGCGGCCAUACGAUAAAAUGGAGUGUGGAGAGUGCCCGACCACAGAUCAAACGAAUCCAGAGAAUAGCGUGUACUCCUCACUAAAUGACACGGACAUGAAGCAGGAUUGUAGCGUUAAAAUUGUGAAGGUCACAAACGUAUACAAAGUGGCGUAUCUCAAACAUUUCAUCAAACAAAAGCGUUUGCGGCGAGCCCAUAAGCACGCAUUAUUAAAGAAAAAGAUGGAAAGCAUCAAAAAUCUAUUAGAAGGCUGGCAGAAGUCCCUGAAUAUGGUGUUGAACAACAAAUUCACUAUACUGAAUAUGGAAUCAAGGAUAGACGCAGCAUCGCAUGAAGCUAUGGGCGACUACUCCAAGCCCACAUUACGAGAGUAUUCAGAUUCUGAUAGCGAUCUACGCAACAGCUGCGACGAAACUACUAAAGACGAAUACGGACACAGCUGGGCGCAGAACUAUAGAUGUUGCUAUAAUUUUGAGGACGUGCAAGAAACAGGCCUAAAUCAAGAAUUCUGUGAGCCUCAAGAGUACAAUAACUUAAAUUUUCCUGUUGAGAUGAUACAUGCAUGCGAGUGUCAUGAUCCCAGAAUGGUCCACAAACUUUCCGUCCUGCCAGAGGAAACGACAAGUCAAAUGGCGAUAGAAAAGAUCAACGGCGACGCAGACGACUACCAGACCCAUGCGACUGCUGUAGUAUGA
Molecule: messenger RNA, 1029 nt
Organism: Diatraea saccharalis (sugarcane borer)
Lineage: Eukaryota; Metazoa; Arthropoda; Insecta; Lepidoptera; Crambidae
Source: the annotation of a GenBank genome assembly